AGACAUUUAUAUACCACAAACUGUCACCUGUAAAUAUUCAGCCUCAUCAGCACCUUAAUCUACAAUUUGCACUUUCUGGUUAGAUGUAAAUCUGCAUUUACUCGUACAUGUACUAUGUGCAAUGAAAAUACAACUUAAAUCUGAAAACAUUGCUUGGUUAUACAGCUAUUGAUGAAAACUAUAUUACUAUAAUUACCAAUUAUACACGUGUCAUAAAAUUCGUUCGCUAUGAUUUUAUUUUGAAGAUGCUGACAGGAUGUGGUGCGAUGGUUCCUUCUGUAUUGACCUCAAUGGAGCAGCAGUGAUGGAGGACAGCAUCAGCAGCUAGCAUGUCUCCUUAUCUGCAGACUCAUGUUGUGUAGUUGGUGUGUGAGGAUGUGUAGGAGGUUCAGGUACACACAGACACACACCCACACACAUUCUGCAGUCCGCUACCAGCCCAUGUGACCAGGUGAGCGCUUCAAACAAGCUCACUUUAGCUAGCUUUGUUUGUUAGCAUCUCCUCCUCAGGUCUCUGGUAACUCAGCCAAACAAUGACAGUGUCUAAAGCUAAUGCAAAUGAGGCUAAUGUACCAGUGAAGCUUAUCUUAGAAUAAACACACAGUGGUAAUUAGAUCAUCGUAGAACAUGUGUAAGUACAUUUCGAGAUCUAAGCGUUAACGUUCACUUUAGACAUAUUGUUUUUGUUCCUGUUCUCAUGUGUGAUUCAUUGAUCUCUUGCAGACGGGUCAGAUGAGAGUUGAGGUAUGUAGCUGUAGUCCUGCUCUCAUCCGCAGCUCAGUCCUGUGUUAACACAACAAACACACACACACACACAUCCACUCACACGAGCAGCAGCAGGACCGACCCAGACUCCAUGGCGGCCCCUCCUCGCUUCCCCGGCGGGAAGAGUGUGGACGUUUCCCCGGCUAACUGGAGCGGCCCGGCAGCCCUGAGCAGGCCGAUGUGUGUCAACGGGACCCCGUGGAUCCUCUACCUGCUGGAGGAGUGUGUGGACAAUGUGUGGGAGUACUGCAGCGUGGUGAUAGGACUCAUAUCCAUGUUCUGCUUCCUGCUGUCCACUCUACCGCAGGUCUACGAGGCCUAUCGUAAUGGUAAAGUGGAGGAGGCCAUGUCUUUUGGCUUCCUCUUCUUCCUCUUUAGUGGAGACGUGACCAGCUUCGCAGGCUGUUACCUCACCAGCCAGCUGCCUAUUCAGACUGUUACAGUGGUGUUCUACAUCUUCACAGACGUAAUCCUCAUCUCCCAGUUCCUGUACUAUAAGAUUAAGAACAGCUCCAGCAGAAAGAGCCCUGGGCUGAAGUGGCUGUGCUCCAUGUGGUGUGUUGCUGCUACAUUAGUCCUCCUGGCUUUACCCAAACUCAUCAUUGACAAUAGUGCCAAUUUAGACCCCCAGAGUCCAGCUGCCUCUAAAUCGGUAGAAAUCACUGGCUACAUAUGUGGGUACCUGGCGUCGGUCUUCUACCUCUGCUCCCGUUUACCCCAGCUCUAUAAAAACUUCCGGCGACAGUCCACGGAGGGGACCUCUUACCUGUUGUUCGCCCUGGCCAUGAUGGGCAAUGGGACGUACGGGUUGAGCGUCAUCGUGGUGCUACCUGCGCUGAAGGGCUCCAAACAGACGUUCAUCAUUAAACAUCUGGCCUGGCUCAUUGGCAGCCUGGGAGUCCUCCUACUGGACUUCUUUGUAACUGCCCAGUUCAUCAUGUACAGAAAAAAACACCCUGCUAAAAGCAAAACGCUGCUCAGCGUUCCAGAGGUGGAGCCUCUGCUUUGUGAGGAGGAGGAGCUGUCAGUGUUGUAGGAAACAGCACGGACACCGACUUAGUCAAGAAGAGACUGGGAGCAAACACACCCACAAGAGGAAGCUUUGAGUCAGAUGUCUUUAAACAGAUGCAAGCUUCAUGGAAGAACAAAGUGCCUGUUCACAUUAUGACAAGGUAUAUACAACUGUAGCAGAUUGUACAAGGUUUUUUUUCUCAGAUCGUGGACAAAUCGUUUGUUUGCUCAUGGUUUUCUUUUCUGCAUGGUUAGCUGUGGCUGACGGGAAGUUGUCAUUAUCAAAAUAUUUGCUCACUAGACUUAUGUUUUCAGUGCAUUAGAAUUAGACAGGAUAUUUAUGUGUACAGGUUUCAAAGGGAUCAUCUCUGCUUUCCUUAAGAAAGACUUGGUGCCUUUUAUAAGCUUAUUAUAGUCUUAUAAUAUAAAUGCACUGUAUAUCUAUUUGUGUGCGUGUGUAGCCAGUAGCAUUAACAGUGUUAAGUUUCCUCUUAAUGGCGUUUUCUAAGACAUUACUAUUCAACAAUGAUAGAUCUAGAAAUAGGAACAUUUUUAUGAUUUUAUGGAGAUAUAAAAUUGACAAACCUCAAAAUGUUUGUUCUCAGUCAUGAGGUUUAAACAGAAGCGUCUCAUGUCAAGUCUAACUUUCUUUGUUUUUUUUAACACCCCUCAAAUGUUAACUUCAAUAAAGAGUAAUACUUGACGAAUUAGAGAUAAUAUGGAUUUAGAUAAUUAACUAAUGUCUGUUCAAUGUUGUACUAAAUCUUGUGACACAGUGUGUGAGAAGUGGUGUUACAGUUUGACCAACUAUUGAACUAACUGUACCUGAGAUCUGCAGAUUCCUCUACCUCAUUAUUCUAUGGACAUGUUUAUUACUCCCAUUGUUUCAUUGUGAGCUGCCUUGAAAUCUGGCCACUAUGCUUAGGAAAUUGAUUUAUUUAGAAAAUUCUAAUUUAUUCAACAACAUUUGAAAUAAACGUUCCUCGUUGUCACCAAAUAAACCUGAGCAACAUGAUUGACCUUUUUUCUAGUCUCAGACGGAGAUGCAAUAAUGUUAAUUUAUGUAAAUUCUAUAGGAUUUGUUAAGACUUUGUUUACUAAUUAAUUUGUUUCCGUAGUAAAUGUAGUUUUUGCUAACUAUUUUUGUAUUGCACAAUUUAUACUUCAAAACCUUCUGAAUGAGUCUGAUGUACUUUUUCAAUCCAGAACAAAUAAUUUGCUAUUUAUUGAAUAUACUUCCACUAUAACUAUGCUGUAUUUAUAAUACUGUAGUUUUUUACUUAAAUGGUGAUGUAUUGUUGUAUUUAUUUUCUUAUAACAUGUACUUACAGAUGUGCACAUCAACAAAUACAUUGUAUUGCAUUCUGAGCUCUGUGACAAUGUCUUCUAAAUCUGAACAAAACAAGCAUUUACUGUAUGUAGCCUAUAUGGAACAAAAGUUGAAUAUGAUAUUUGACUGUUGAUUUUGUGUGAAGAAGUAUCAUCUGCUCAUUUGAACACAUAUUCAAGUUUUAUUCAGUGAUGACGGAUUGUUCUUUUACACUUUCCACAAACACUAACCUACACUGAACAUGUUAGUUUAUUUAGUUAAUGCAUCCCAAAUUAUUACUCAAAUGGUUAAAAUAUUUGUCCUGAAGGGAAAAGUCAUGACUUCAGUUUGAAUUGUUUGUAUUCUUAUGAUUAAGGUUAUUUAUUUAAAAGGGACAAAUCACAUUAUGUAAAAAUGUGCCAUAUUUAGCCACCCAGGCUACUUUUCAUCUGCAGUCCCUUGCAGAUUGAUAAUAAAACAAUACACAUAAACAAGUAUAUAAAAACACAAAAGUACAAGCCACAGGACCAAAUAGUCACGGUUUGUAGUGAUCAGAGGAUGGGGCCAUAGUAUCAAGGUCCCGUCAAUACACAAUAACUAAGUAAAAGUCUCCUCACAUCUUGUAUUACAUGUGAAAUACUCCUGUAGUAAUUUAGUGGUUUUGAUUACCCACAGCUCUGUGUGGAAAUGUUUGUUUCUAAGGAUACAAUCUAUUUUAUGUAGAAUUUGGAGGCAAACCUUUCUGAAAGUGUCAGAUUAUUCUAGUAAAAAUCUUACAUCCAUACUUGGCAGUACCCCUUCCUUCAUGUAUAUAUGCAUAACCUUGUCAACUUUUUUAUGUCACUGAAAUGUAUUGGUAAAAUAAAAAAAAAAAUUAAACAAACGUGUACAUCCAUAUCCUGGUCUUUGCUAUUUUAAGAGUUUUGUACCUUGCUACUUUGUUUUCUCCAUUGUGUUGUCUAUAUUUCAUUUGAAUCCAUCG
This is a messenger RNA of Platichthys flesus (European flounder), 4067 nucleotides long. RefSeq names its product lysosomal amino acid transporter 1 homolog. NCBI's taxonomy places the organism in Eukaryota, Metazoa, Chordata, Actinopteri, Pleuronectiformes, Pleuronectidae. The coding region runs from base 857 to 1801 and encodes 314 amino acids. The transcript is spliced from 8 exons. The record is from RefSeq and is a predicted model, not a curated record.